AUGACUACCAAAAUUCACCUGAAUCUUGCCGAUGUGAGGUCACCAGAAAACUUCCUGAACAUCUGGUUCAGGGAUACAGUCAUAGACGACACAGUGAAACCGCAGACCACGUGUAACCACGCCAGCCCAGGACCUCCACAUCCGGCUUCUUCACCUGUCUACACAGGUCAGUCUAAAUUGUCAUCAAUUAUGAUUGUAUUGAUUUCUUACAGUGUUGGCCGUGUCUAUGGACAAGAAAGUUACGCAGGUGAAAACAUCACCCGCGUUCUGGACCGACUACUCGAUGGAUAUGACAACUGGUUGCGGCCAGGAUCCGGAGGUAUGAUUACAGAGGUGAAAACAGAUAUCUUUGUCACAAGCUUUGGCCCAGUGUCAGAUGUGGAAAUGGAGUACACCAUCGACAUGUUCUUCCGACAGACCUGGGUGGACGAGAGGCUGAAGUACGACGGCGCCGUGGAGAUCCUGAGUCUCAACAACAAGAUGGUGGAUAAGAUCUGGACACCCGACACGUUCUUCAGGAACUCUAGGAAGUCCAUCGCCCACAACAUGACCACUCCCAACAAGCUGUUCCGCAUCAUGCAGAACGGGACCGUCCUCUAUACCAUGAGACUAACCAUCGUUGCUGAGUGUCCCAUGAGGCUCAUGGACUUCCCUAUGGACGGACAUAUAUGUCCUCUACGGUUCGGCAGCUAUGGGUACACGAACAGUGAGAUCACCUUUACCUGGAGGAAGGGUCUGGAAGGUUCCGUAGACUGUCCUCAGGAGUCUAUCAGUCUGCUCCAGUAUGACCUGGUGGGACAGAGGCUAUCCAUGGAGACGUUCAGGUCCAACACAGGUGACUACUCUGUCAUGGUAGUCCAUUUUCUACUCCAGAGGAAGCUAGGCUACUACCUGAUUCAGACAUACAUCCCUCUGAUUAUGGUGGUGGUGCUGUCGCAAGUAGCCUUCUGGAUCAACAAAGAGUCUGUCCCUGCACGCACUGUGGCUAGCAUCACCACGGUCCUCACCAUGACAACCCUCAGCAUCAGUGCCCGCCAGUCUCUGCCCAAGGUGGCCUACGCUACAGCCAUGGACUGGUUCAUCGCUGUGUGUUUUGCCUUCGUGGCGUCUGCGCUCAUCGAGUUCGCCGCUGUCAACUACUUUGCGAUGCUGGAGGCCAACAGACUGAAGAAGAAGAAGAACGCCAGGCAGAAAAAAAUUGAGGCCCUGGCUGAAGCAAGUUAUGAUGAGGAGGAUGAUGAGAGUGCUUCAUCUGCCCCAUCAGAGAGUGGGGGCCUGAAGAAGAGGCGUAACUCCAUAGCCCAGAGUGAGCCGGUGCCCAUCUUCCUGCUGCAGGGUUCAGCUGUGCCACCCAUCUCAGCACCGGCUGGCACCAGCCCCAUAGACCAGUACUCCCGCAUCAUGUUCCCCCUGGCCUUCGCACUCUUCAAUCUCUUCUACUGGAUCAUAUACCUGGGCAAGGACACCAUGGAACAGGCCAGAGAGGAUUGA
Oncorhynchus masou masou (cherry salmon) is the source of this 1491-nucleotide messenger RNA. Its product is annotated as gamma-aminobutyric acid receptor subunit alpha-6-like. Gene Ontology annotation, cellular component: dendrite membrane; postsynapse; GABA-A receptor complex. The transcript has 10 exons. Gene Ontology annotation, molecular function: GABA-gated chloride ion channel activity; inhibitory extracellular ligand-gated monoatomic ion channel activity; GABA-A receptor activity. Gene Ontology annotation, biological process: nervous system process; synaptic transmission, GABAergic; gamma-aminobutyric acid signaling pathway. NCBI's taxonomy places the organism in Eukaryota, Metazoa, Chordata, Actinopteri, Salmoniformes, Salmonidae. The record is from RefSeq and is a predicted model, not a curated record. The coding region runs from base 1 to 1491 and encodes 496 amino acids.